GUCUGUCUUAUUUACAGGGAGGUUCGUUUGCGUAGACUUAAGUAGGUACUUUAACCCUACCUAAGCUCACCCUCAUCGCAUCUUCAUUGUUAUUACCUAGAUAUCAUAACUUUAUCCUAACAAUGUCUACCACAAAACCCUUUAACCCCUUUCACUCAGAGCUGCUCAUAUACCGUGCUGUUGAAGAUACAAUCGAGGAUAAGUCGUUUGUAAACUCUAUCCAGAGCGACGCAGAAGCGCAAUCCGGUUCUAGUUAUGGACUCCUGCGCCCAGAGAGCAUGAAGACGAGCGACGAGUUCAAGAAGCAUGUAGCUGAAAAAUGUCUUCUUGGAGCUAUUAUUUGUCUACCGUACGAUUCUCGGGAACCACUUACGAACGUAAAUGCUGGAAGUCGAGUCGGUAUCGUAUGCCUCAAGUCAAACCCACAGAAUUACGCACACCAUAGAUGGUCGGAUAUCAGCAUCGAUAUCGCAAAGGAGUACCGUGGAAAAGGAUACGGCGGCGAAGCAAUUAGGUGGGCGCUGUGGUAUGGGUUUCAAAUGGCAGGGUUGCAUCGCAUCCAAAUUAGUGCCCUCUCGUUCAACACGGGCGCCGAGAAGUUAUACAGGAAGCUGGGAUUCACCGAAGAAGGGAGACAACGCGAGUUCAUGUGGUUUAAUGGCAGCUGGCAUGACCAUAUACUUUUCAGUAUGCUGGAAGAUGAAUGGCGAGAAAUACAAAAGAAAGCUGGAAAGGAGGUGUGAUUCGUGAAUGCUUCUAGUUCUACCUAGGUACCUAGGUACCUAGUAGGUAACUAUCUCCAUUGCUUGCUUACAGAAGCGGGGUCGCAAACGAAGAGGUGUGAAUCCUUCAGAGGGAGAGGGCCUAUGGAUCAGUGGCUAUAGAUUUCAUGUUCAGCUAAUUAGGUGUACCUAGGUCUCAAUUAGAUAGCUAUAUUUCAGCAACAG
Annulohypoxylon maeteangense is the source of this 947-nucleotide messenger RNA. Its product is annotated as putative GNAT family acetyltransferase. Lineage: Eukaryota; Fungi; Ascomycota; Sordariomycetes; Xylariales; Hypoxylaceae. The coding region runs from base 123 to 743 and encodes 206 amino acids. The record is from RefSeq and is a predicted model, not a curated record. Gene Ontology annotation, molecular function: acyltransferase activity, transferring groups other than amino-acyl groups. The transcript has a single exon.